GCCUCAUUGCCGGCUCCUCGGAAGGGCAGCAGUCAUCGCCGGUUUCCGUGACCGCGACACGGAGAAACGAGCAAAACAAAAAUAUUUUGUCGGAAUUCGAGAACUUAUCGCAGUUUACGGUCAAACGGGUGCAAGGUGUGCGCGUUGAUACUUUGUAGCCCGCGUGAACGGAUCGUCAUUGGCUGACAGGGCUCUUCUUUUGUCCUUAAGUCAUUCAAUGACAAGGAUAUGCUGGCUCUGAAAGCGACCGUCGCUAAUUGCAUCCUCAAACGUUCCCCUCAAACCCUUUGGAGUUUUUUACCGAGAACGAGCUUGUCCGCAUCGAUCAAACUCGAAGGAAAGAUGUCGUUUGAAGAAGAGAAAAAGAAAUUCUUGAACAUGCCGCCGAAGGAGAAGAGGAAUUUCUACAAGGGAGAGGUAACAACUCUGGGUCAGGUUCCUACGUGGGUGGAAUAUUGGAACAAGAAUAAGUCUAGUAUUGCCAUUAAGAGUCCUAAGAAAAACGAAGAAAUCAAUGAGGACUUGGCUAAGAAAAUUUCAAUGUGGCAAGGAGACAUCACAUCGCUUGAGAUAGAUGCCAUAGUCAAUGCUGCGAACUCAAGUCUAUUGGGAGGUGGCGGAGUUGAUGGAGCUAUUCACAGAGGAGCAGGACCAAAUUUGAAAAAGGAAUGUGCAACGUUAAAGGGAUGUCGAGUUGGCGAAGCUAAGAUUACCGGAGGUUACAUGCUACCGGCUAAAUAUGUUAUUCAUACCGUUGGUCCCCAAGGUGAGAAACCAGACAAAUUGAAGGAAUGUUACGAGAACAGUCUGGCUUUGGCUAAAGAGAAUAAUUUGCGUACUAUCGCGUUUCCAUGUAUAUCGACUGGAAUUUACGGAUACCCGCAGAAACCAGCUGCUAAAGUAGCUUUAGCGACGGUGAAAAAAUUCCUUCUUGAAAAUAAGGAUAUUAUGGACAGGGUUAUCUUUUGUUUAUUUUUGAAAAGCGAUAAAGACAUAUAUGAGGAGCUAUUGCAAAAAUAUUUUGCUCUCGAAUAAAUAGAUGCUAGUAUCUACUUCUACCUUCGCAAAGUCUGCCAGAUUUAGUAUGACGAUGUUUCUCUUAAGGUUGUAUUUCAUUGGAAAAUAUUCAUAUAAAAUAUUAAUAUAUACUACAUUAUGUAUCCAA
Dinoponera quadriceps is the source of this 1165-nucleotide messenger RNA. Its product is annotated as macro domain-containing protein RSc0334-like. The record is from RefSeq and is a predicted model, not a curated record. Gene Ontology annotation, cellular component: nucleoplasm. The transcript has 6 exons. NCBI's taxonomy places the organism in Eukaryota, Metazoa, Arthropoda, Insecta, Hymenoptera, Formicidae. Gene Ontology annotation, biological process: purine nucleoside metabolic process; DNA damage response; peptidyl-glutamate ADP-deribosylation. Gene Ontology annotation, molecular function: ADP-ribosylglutamate-[protein] hydrolase activity. The coding region runs from base 229 to 1035 and encodes 268 amino acids.